Arvicola amphibius (Eurasian water vole) is the source of this 786-nucleotide messenger RNA. RefSeq names its product odorant-binding protein 2a-like. The transcript is spliced from 6 exons. The coding region runs from base 1 to 786 and encodes 261 amino acids. Lineage: Eukaryota; Metazoa; Chordata; Mammalia; Rodentia; Cricetidae. Gene Ontology annotation, molecular function: small molecule binding. The record is from RefSeq and is a predicted model, not a curated record.
AUGAAGAGCCUGCUCUUGACCUUCAUGCUUCUGGGGCUGGUGGCUGUCCUGAAGGCCCAAGAACUUCCAUCAGAUGACCAGGAGAAUUACUCUGGAACCUGGUAUCCAAAGGCCAUGAUACAUAAUGGCAGCCUACCCAGUCACAAGAUACCCUCAAAGGUUUUCCCUGUGAAGGUGACAGCCCUGGAAGGAGGAGACCUCGAAGCCGACAUUAUAUUCUGGAAGAAUGGUCAGUGCCAUGACGUAAAAAUCCUGAUGAAGAAAACUGAGGAGCCUGGCAAAUUCACCUCCUUUCACGGCAAGAGGUCCAUCUAUAUCACAGAGCUGCCGGUGAAAGACCACUACAUCAUCUACUGUGAAGACCCUAACCGCGGGAAGUUGUUUGGCAUGGGAAAGCUCGUCGGGAGAAACCCUGAGGAAAACCCAGAGGCCAUGGAAGAAUUUAAGAAAUUUGUUCAGCGUAAGGGACUCAAAGAGGAAAACCUCCUUGUCCCAGAGUUGAAAGGGCCACAAUGUCACAUUCUGAGCCUUUGUCCCUCGGUGUCCCAAUGUACCUCCAAGUCUCCUGUACUUCUGUCCACUCUCUCUCUUGCUCUCUCUGGAUCCCUGAUUUCUGCACUGCAGCUUCAAGGCCCUGUCAGCUCUCCCAGGGAUGCCAGGCCCUGCCUCAGGUCUUGGCUGUGGGAGGGUCUGAGUCGCAGGUGUGAUGGGGUCCUGUACAGGGCCCUUCUCACCCCUGGGCUUCUUUUGGUUUCCACAGAGCACUGUGUGCCUGAAAGCGACUAG